UCCUUGCUCUGUGCUUAUAGGGAAGGAGCCUGAGCUCCUGGAUUGUUUCCUGCCCAGGACUUAAGACUGGGGCCAGGAGGACACCUGCGUCCUUUCCUUUGCUGUGUCAGUACGCGAGGUGGCACCAGGAACCUGGACUCCGGAACUCUUCCCCUUGCUGUCUCUAUCUUCUGUGGGGAGAGCCCUGCCCCCUGGGCUCUCUUAGCAGGGGGCUGAGCUGGAUGUCUGUAGCGGGUGGAGGUCUGAAGCAGGGCAGGAGGUGGGACCUGGGUGCCCCUGAGUAUGCUCUGAGUGUGGCCUUUAGCAGCAGGGUGCCCCAGGGCAUGCUGGGAGUGUGGCUUCUAGUAAUAGACCCAUAGGGUGUGCUGGGUAUGCAGUUCUUAGCAAUAGGGUGCCUCAGAGCAUGAUGGGAAUGUUGCUCUUAGUGACAGGCAUCCCAGGGCAUGCUGGGAGUGUGGCCUUUAGUGACAGUACCUGGGAGCAUGCUGGGAGUGUGAGCCUUAGCCAUAGGGCUCCUAGGGCACACUGGGAAUGUGGACCUUAGUGACACAGUGCCUUGGAGCAUGCUGGAAAUGUGGCCCUUAGCAACAGGCACCCCAGAGUGUGCUGGGAAUGCAGAUCUUAGCUAUGCAGCACCCAGGGCAUGCUGGGGGCACAGCCCUUAGCACCAGUGUGCUCCAAGGCAUGCUUGGAGUGAGGUGCCACAGGGCAUGCUGAGAGUGCAGCCCUUAGCAAUAAGGUUCCUAGGGCAUGCUAGGUGGCCUAGGGUGGUCUACCUUUGUACCCCAGAGGCCCCCACUCCAUCCUAGUUACUCCUGGCCCCACCCAGUUACCUGUGCCCCAUUCCCAAUGCCCCAGGCCCACCCUACCUGCCCCACCAUCCCAGUUACCACGGGAAAGGGGCAGCUGGUCAGGUUGAGGCCAUUUUACGGCCUCUGCAAUGCUGGUGAAAGUUGGCAGCAGUGAAAGUCGUGCCAGGACUUCCCCUGAGACUUCCCCUGCCUGCCUCCCCCAUGGGGGGGGACCCCAAGAUGCUGGAUGGGGGGAGGGGCAGUGACAUCACAGCAGGGGGUGGCACCCCCCUCUCUCUCCCUCCCCCAGAACCCUUAUAACAAGGGGAUGAGUGCCGGCUUGGAGACGGACACCACCCCAGAGAUGAGACUCCUGGGACACCCCCUGCUGGCGCCAGGCCCCGUUGGACCCCCACUCUCCCCCUACUGACAGCACCCCCCAGAGCAGCCCUCCUGCGCCCCGUGGCCCUACCCAAGACCGCCCCUCUGUACUCCACGGGCCCCACCGCAAGCCACGGCUCCUGGCUACGAGCUCCUUGUGCCCCCCCCACCUGACCACGCAGCAGCCUGGGGUGCUGGUCAUGAGGACACGCCAAACUCUGGCACAUGGGGGCAGCAGCUUGGAGUGUCCUAUGAGAGACCCCCCUGCCCAGGAUGGGCCCCCCCCAAGUACUCCCACUCCGGACCCCAGCCCUGCUGAGAGGGUCCCCCCACGCUGCAACCCUGCCUGGUUCCAUGUAGGCAUGACCCAGUGGGUACGACAGAGGGAGUAUGUCCAGAAACUGGAGCAGCAGUUGGUCCGGGAGCGGCAGCGCCUGGCACUCAUGCAGACCCAACUGGUUGGAGCUGAUCCUGCCCUGGAUGUGGUUGCCUUGGGGAAGGUCCAGGCCAGCACCCCCCUCCCCCACACUGGCUGGCUCCGCCCAGGCCCCUCCUCUGCUGCCGGCCCAAAAGACACCCUCGAGACACCCCUGUGGGGGCACCACAGCCUUAGCUUCUACCCAGAGCUGGGGCCCAGCCUGGAAUACUACCGGGUCAGCACUGCUCGGCCCCCCUUCACCUAUGCUGCUCUCAUCCGAUGGGCCAUCAUGGAGUCACCCGAGCGGCAGCUGACAUUGAAUGAGAUUUACCACUGGUUCAGCCGGAGCUUUGGUUACUUCCGCCACAACACAGCCACCUGGAAGAAUGCCGUGCGACACAACCUGAGCCUGCACAAGUGCUUCGUGCGGGUGGAAAACGUGAAAGGUGCUGUGUGGACGGUUGAUGAAGGUGAAUUCCAGAGGAGGAGGAGCCAGCGCUUCCCCCGGGACCCGGACCUGAGGGGGCUUCUGCCCCCCCUGCCCUAUGCCCCAGCUGAAGGGGCCUGGCGCCCAGCCCCCCUCAGCUGAGGGGGCUGAAGGUGGGGCCUCCCAGAAGGGGGAGGAAACAAGGGUUGUAAUCCCUACCCGGCUGAAGCCACUGGUCCCACCCUCCUCCCACCUGUUCCCCACCCCCAGCAUCAUUCCCCACCCUUCAAUCCAGGAGCCUUCCAAUGGGGGUCAGAACCAAGCCAAUGAGCCAAUACGAAACAGAGUGGCUUGCAUGAGGGGAGCAUAUGAAGAUGAGGGCCUUGCACCCUGACCAUGUGCAGCUGACACCAUUCCACAGCUGUGGCUGCCUCAUAGGAUGGGGCCUUUUGUGAGGACAGCAUGGCAACGACCUCUCAUGGGGAUGGGGUGGGCCACAGGCUGGGCCCUUGUGUGCUGCAUCCUGGGGGGGCCUGGGAGGGGGACACUGGGUGGUGUGAUUAGCGGAGAGAGGCAAAACUGCUGGACCCAGGGCAAUAAAGUGCUGGCAACCUUUA
Molecule: messenger RNA, 2634 nt
Organism: Alligator mississippiensis (American alligator)
Lineage: Eukaryota; Metazoa; Chordata; Crocodylia; Alligatoridae
Gene: FOXP3
Product: forkhead box P3
Exons: 11
Coding region: 1373-2179 (268 amino acids)
Biological process (GO): regulation of transcription by RNA polymerase II
Cellular component (GO): nucleus
Molecular function (GO): RNA polymerase II cis-regulatory region sequence-specific DNA binding; DNA-binding transcription repressor activity, RNA polymerase II-specific
Source: RefSeq, a predicted model, not a curated record